This is a messenger RNA of Gregarina niphandrodes, 456 nucleotides long. Its product is annotated as transport particle component Bet3 domain protein. The record is from RefSeq and is a predicted model, not a curated record. Gene Ontology annotation, biological process: regulation of GTPase activity; endoplasmic reticulum to Golgi vesicle-mediated transport. Gene Ontology annotation, cellular component: trans-Golgi network; TRAPP complex; cis-Golgi network. The coding region runs from base 1 to 456 and encodes 151 amino acids. The transcript is spliced from 2 exons. Lineage: Eukaryota; Apicomplexa; Conoidasida; Eugregarinorida; Gregarinidae.
AUGUUCGGCUAUUCCCUAGGAGCACGCAUAACGGAUAAGUUGAUGUUGGAAAAAUCGCGGUGCCAUGUCCAGAAAGAUAUCUUCAAAUUUGUUUGCCGAGAAUUGUGGCAGCUGUUUUUCCAGAAGCAAGCAGACCGUUUGCAGACGAACAAGAAAGGCGGUUACAUUAUUUUUGAGGAAGCGUCCCCCUGGCUGAAGAGACUACUGCCCUAUGAAGGUAUGGAUAGUGGUAAGGUCCCGUUGAUUAAUGUGAAGUGUGGAAAUGACGCAGCGACACUGUUGAGCGAGAAGGAAAAAAAACGGACGGCUUCAUUUGGCAAUUCUGCGGAUGCUCAGGCGGCUUUAAUAUGUGGCAUCAUCCGGGGAGCUUUAACGAUCUUGGGAUGCCCUUGUUUGGUGAGCUACGACCUGGAGAACCCACCGAGUUGCUCGUUCCAUGCAUUAGUGAUCAGCUAG